AUGUACGUCUUUGACCGCAACAUCGACGUAGAGUCCAUCUCCAAGUUCUUCCAGAUAUCUCACUCCACAUUGAAGGAGGUGUGCCUCGGCCUGGCAGUUUUUAUGUUCGUAACCGGCGCCGGCUCCUACGUCCACGUCUUCACGAGCAUCUUCCAGGGCGGCCUGCUGCCGCUGCUCGGCUCCCUGGGCAUGAUGUUGUGGUUGGACACGACGCCACACCACACUAAGACGGACAAGAAGAGACUGGCCAUCUUCGCAGGAGUCGCCCUCUUCUUAGGUGUUGGUCUCGGCCCCACAACGGACUUUGUCAUCGCCAUCCAUCCGAUCAUCAUUGUGAUGGCUUUCCUCUGGACCUCGGUGAUCUUCGUCUGCUUCACCUUCAGCGCCCUGUACGCCAAGCGCAGGAGCUACCUGUUCCUCGGAGGAACCCUGAUAUCUGGUCUCUCCCUCCUGUUCCUGUUGUCCAUGAUGAAUGUGUUCUAUGGAGCUGUGAUGAUGUUCAAGGCUCACAUGUACCUGGGGCUGAUCAUCAUGUGCGGCUUCGUCCAGUCCGACACUCAACCCAUCGAGGAGGAGGCAGAGAGCGGAGACCAUGACUGCGUCUGGCACUGUGUGGAUCUGUUCAUGGCGGUCAUCACCUCGGUCAGGAAAGUGAUGGCCAUCCUCAAUUUGGACCAAGAGGACAAGAAGACGGAGAAGAAAUCUAACCCCACAUUGAAGGAGGUCUGCUUCAGCCUGGCCUGGGCUCUGUUUUCAACCGGCGCCGGCUUCUACGGCUACGUCAUCUUACAGAUCCUCCAGGUAACGAGACCCAGCAGCUACCUGCACAGGUUGAUCCUCAUCAUCAAUACUAGUUGUGCCACUGGGGGAAGUUCAUAG
This is a messenger RNA of Limanda limanda (common dab), 879 nucleotides long. Its product is annotated as probable Bax inhibitor 1. Gene Ontology annotation, cellular component: mitochondrial membrane. The transcript has 10 exons. Gene Ontology annotation, molecular function: enzyme binding. The record is from RefSeq and is a predicted model, not a curated record. Bases 1 to 879 code for a protein of 292 amino acids. Gene Ontology annotation, biological process: negative regulation of RNA splicing; cellular response to unfolded protein; negative regulation of endoribonuclease activity. NCBI's taxonomy places the organism in Eukaryota, Metazoa, Chordata, Actinopteri, Pleuronectiformes, Pleuronectidae.